AUGGUUGGGGUUGGACGUUUGCAUUCCAUUUUGCGGUUCUAUUCGUCUGCACGUCGAAGAGUUCGUACACGAUUUGCACCUAGCCCAACUGGGCUUCUUCAUAUAGGUGGUCUGCGUACGGCUCUCGUUAACUAUAUUUUGGCGAGAAAGCAUGGCGGAGAAUUUGUUCUUCGAAUCGAGGAUACCGAUCAAUCUCGAUGUUUCCCGGGUGCAUUAAAGGAAAUAACUGAUUGUCUAGAAUGGGCAGGUCUAAGCCCAGACGAAGGUCCCACCAGCGGUGGGCCUUUUGGUCCCUACAUACAGUCAGAACGUUCUGAAAUAUAUCGAAAGUAUGCUGACCACUUACUUCAAAUUGGGCGCGCCUACCACUGCUUCUGUUCGCAAAAACGCUUGGAUAUUCUCAAAAGCGAACAAAGAAGGCGCGGGGAGACUGUUCGAUAUGACGGUCGUUGUCGACACCUCUCAGCACGCGAAGUCGAGUCGAAGCUCUCUCAGAAUGCCCCUCAUGUUUUGCGAUUCAAAGUAAUGGUUCACUCUGCUGGACAUUCACUUUUUUGCGAUGCCGACGUCAUUGGCUAUAUGCAGCAGCCCUCCUGUACAGUCUUCGACGACAUUGUUUUCGGCCAAAUCACAUUUCAAAACGUUGAGGAUGAAGGCGACCCAGUACGCUCCCUUUGUAAACCUAUUAUAAUGAAAUCCGACGGACUUCCUGUCUACCACUUUGCCAAUAUCGUGGAUGAUCAUCUGAUGGAAAUCAGUCACGUGAUCCGCGGGUCGGAGUGGCUGACGUCGGUGCCGAAGCAUCUCCAACUCUACGCCGCGUUUGAUUGGCAGCCACCACAAUUUGCGCAUCUGCCCCUGAUGCUGUCAAGUUCAGGCCGCAAGUUCUCCAAGCGUCUGGCAGAUCAGGAGGAGGUGGGGUUCGUGGCGAAUUUGCGUUCUGCUGGUUACCUGCCCUCGGCCCUGUUGACCUGGCUUUCAGCCACUGGGGGUCUGUUCAGCUGCCCUUCCCUCGAUGCCGCCUCCCCCACCUCAUCCACUGUGUGGAGCCCAGACCGACGGAUCGAUGAAAUGCUCGACUCGUUUGACCUCUCCGCGCUGAAUCGACACCACGCGCGCGUCGAUCCUGAACUCCUCCAAGUCUGUGGACGCUCGCAUUUCGAUCGUCUGGUUGACGAAGCCUCCAAGGUGACAUGGCAUUCGUCCGCCACCGCCUCCUCUUCCUACUUAGUCAACUACCUUCGUGAGUACUUCUCGUCUCCCCGACGGUGUUCUGCAACUACUGAACCAUUAAUGGACCUCCUGAACGACGAGGAGCGACUGCUGGAGGUGCUGGUGCUGUUGAAGGGUCGCGUGUGUCGUCUGUCCGAUUUGACGUCGACUUUCGGCUUCCUCUGGCACCCACCUCAUCUCACCCAAGCCGUCGCGUCUAGUGCUGCCGAACUGCGUGGGGCUCUCCUCAAGACCGCUGAGCUCUUGGACUCAACUAAGUUGGUCACCGACGAUCAGUUGAAGGAGCUUUUAGAAACUACCCUGAAGCUAACUUCGAUGCCUAAAGCGCAGUUUCUGAAGCACCUGAGGUUGUGCCUAACAGGAUGCGAGAAGGAUCAAAAUGCCUUACUAAGAACGGGAAUAGUUGUUCGCAAAUUGUAG
Messenger RNA from Mesocestoides corti, 1653 nucleotides. Lineage: Eukaryota; Metazoa; Platyhelminthes; Cestoda; Cyclophyllidea; Mesocestoididae. The record is from the annotation of a GenBank genome assembly.